Messenger RNA from Fusarium subglutinans, 969 nucleotides. RefSeq names its product 3-hydroxyacyl dehydrogenase. The record is from RefSeq and is a predicted model, not a curated record. Bases 1 to 969 code for a protein of 322 amino acids. Gene Ontology annotation, molecular function: oxidoreductase activity, acting on the CH-OH group of donors, NAD or NADP as acceptor; NAD+ binding. The transcript has 2 exons. Gene Ontology annotation, biological process: fatty acid metabolic process. Lineage: Eukaryota; Fungi; Ascomycota; Sordariomycetes; Hypocreales; Nectriaceae.
AUGGCACAAGAGAUACGUACCGUAGCGAUUAUUGGCUGUGGAGUGAUUGGCAUGGGAUGGGCAGUUCUGUUCCUGUCAAGAGGCUUGAAGGUUAUCAUUUCUGAUCCAGUUGAAGGGGCUGAAAAUGCCCUCAAGGCAUAUUUCGAGCAGUCCCGGACAUAUCUGGAAGGGUUUGGGGAUUAUGAUAAGCUUGUCUCCAACUAUGAGUUUGUUAGCGACAUUGUACCACGGUUACCUGAGGCCGAUUUCAUUCAGGAGAAUGGGCCUGAGAGGCUGGAGUUCAAAAGGGGCCUUAUUGCAACAUUAGACAAGCAUGCUCGGCCGGGUGUUGUAAUAGCAUCGUCCUCAUCAGGUCUGCCGUCGUCGGAGUUUAUACAGCAGUGCACGCAUGAUUCCACCCGUGUACUCAUAGGACAUCCUUUCAACCCACCUCACCUGAUUCCCCUAGUUGAAGUAGUACCUCAUCCCGGCACAAGCAGCGAGUCUGUCAGUACCACACUGAAGUUCUACAAAUCUGUUGGGAAGAGGCCGAUCCUUCUUCAUCACGAAGUCCCUGGUUUUGUAUCAAACCGCCUUCAAGCCGCAAUCAAUAAUGAAGCUUAUAGUCUCAUCAGCAGGGGCAUUGUGUCUGCGGAAGAUCUGGAUGCAGCUGUCACAUCUGGGCCUGGACUUCGCUGGGCUCUGACGGGUCCGAUCGCUACGAACGCUCUUGGCGGCGGAGGCGGACCGGAAGGGUUUUCGCAGCGGAUGGAGAGACUUGGACCGGCGAUUCGUAGUUGGGAGGAUGAUAUUCUGAAACAUAGAUUUGACUGGAGUGAGCAGAGGAUGUUGGCUCUCCAAGAGAGUGUGGAUAAGAGUUUGGGGGAUGUUAAUUGGGAUAAGAUGGUGGAAGAACGAGACUUGGUACUACUUCAACUCUUGGCCGCAAAGGAGAAGAUGGGGUCUAUGUCAACACCGGAAGAUCGCUGA